GUUUCUCCACGGCGCUCGCCCUGCCCCUCCCUUCCCUCUUCUACACCAUUUACCGGUACCAGGGGUGUGACUCCUGGAUUGCUUGACCAUGGAGCAAUCUAUCGGCAAUGUGGUCACACUGACGGACGGUCGGCAGGCCACCGUUCGCUUCAUCGGCACGACGCAUUUCUCUCCGGGCGACUGGAUCGGAAUCGAAUUGGACGAACCCACGGGAAAGAACGAUGGCUCUAUCCAAGGAGAGCAGUAUUUUGAGUGUGAGCCAGGGUUUGGGAUGUUUGUACGGAAGACUGCGAUCAAGGCGACAGUCGCCCAACAGCCCGCGCGGGAUGCCAAACCGGCGGCGAAGGGGAGCACCAACGUUCCACCAGCCAACAGAGGUCGCGCCCAGAGUGGUGUUGCUGCAGCCGGUACGGGGAUCAAGAAGGUGGGCGCUGCGCCGGCUGCGAAUACAAAACGACACAGCGCGAGCUCUGCUAGUCCGACGCCCGCAUCCAAAGUGGCAGCCCAGCGACUGUCCUUGAAGCCCCCUGCCAAAUCUCCAACCAAGCAGAUGUCUGGCGCCUCCACUCCCCUUUCACACCGUUCCUCCAUUAGUGGUACCUCUCGGCCAUCCGUGGCACCUCCCAAGUUGCGCCCAGCAGCUGGGAAGUCUUCCAUGGGUCCUCCGCCUCCUCCCUCAGCCGCGACUCGAACCUCCCGACCAUCGAUAUCUGGACCUGCAACCAGAACUACGCGACAGAAUACUCUUGACUCUGCCUCGACGCCCGCGGGGAUAGCCAAGCGCCCUGUCUUGCGACCAGCAGCCACCAAUAAGCCAUCGGAGGAACCCGAUAGUGGAGCCAGUCCAAAUUCGGAGGCUUUCGAGUCUGGGUCUCAGCAGGACAUUGACGAGGAUGCUCCGCAGAUCGAGGAGCCGGCUCCCAAGACAUCCAGAGCAAUUACCGGCCCCGCACGAGCAAGCGCUGGUCGCCCGAGCCUCUCGUCACCUUCAUCGUCGCAACGGCAAGGUCAGAAUGGCGCAGUUGCUAGAGAACUCGAAGAAUUGAAGACAAAGUUGCGGGUGAUGGAAAAGAAGCGGACGGAGGAUCGGGAGAAGCUCAAGUCACUGGAAAAGCUGCAGUCGGAUAGGGAUAAAUAUGAAUCCAUCAUCCAGAAACUGCAAGCGAAAUAUCAACCGCAGCAGGCCGAAAUCGGUGACCUGCGGAAGAAGUUGAAGGAGUCGGAAGCAAGGCUAGAGGAGGUUGAGCGACUCCAGGCAGAACAUGAAUCCAUCAUGGAAAUGGCAACCCUCGACCGCGAAAUGGCCGAAGAAACAUCCGAUGCUUUCAGACAUGAAUGCGACGCGCUGAGAGGCAAGGUGGAAGAGCUACAACUGGAAGUGGAAGUCCUGCGCGAAGAGAACGAGGAGUUUGGCCAAGUUAUGAGCCCGGAGGAGAAAUCCAGCCAUGGGUGGUUGCAAAUGGAGAAAACGAAUGAACGUCUUCGCGAAGCUCUCCUGCGUCUUCGUGAUAUGACUCAGCAGCAAGAGCAAGAGUUGAGAGAACAAGUCAAGGAGAUGGAGCAGGAUUUGGAGGAUUACGCAGCUGUCAAGUCUCAGUAUGAAUCCACGAAAGAAAAGCUUCUCGUGUCUGAAAACAAUGUUGAAGACCUGAAGCAACAGUUGGAGACGGCUCUUGGCGCCGAAGAAAUGAUCGAAGAGCUUGCGGACAAGAACAUGCGCUAUCAAGAGGAGAUCAACGAACUACACGCAGCCAUAGAAGACUUGGAGGCUCUGAAAGAAAUUAACGACGAGCUUGAGUAUAACCACAUUGAAACCGAAAAGCAGCUGCAAGAGGAGAUCGAUUAUAGAGAGGGUCUGUUCAACGAACAGUGCCGAAAGAUCACCCAGCAAGACGAAGUCAUUGAUGACCUGGAAUAUACACUGGUACGCUUCCGCGAGCUGGUCUCGACCCUGCAGGGCGACCUGGAGGACAUGCGAGCGUCGCAACAAAUCUCAGAAGCCGAGGCCACCGAUCUCACUACACGUUCACGGGCUAUGAUGGACCUGAAUUUGAAGCUUCAGGCAUCUGUCACAAAGACACAGACCAAAACAAUCGAUAUUGAGAUUGGUCAUAUGGAGGCCGAGGAAGCUACCCAGCACUUAUCUAUCUUGAAGCUGUAUCUUCCCGAGUACUUCGAAGGAGAGCGAAACUCUAUUCUUGCGCUUCUGCGAUUCAAACGUGUUGGAUUCAAGUCUUCUUUGAUGAACAGCACUAUUCGCGAAAAGCUCUCGGAGCAGGCCUCUAUACCUGCAGGGCUUGAAGAUACUUUUACGGCGUACGAUGUUCUCGAGAAGCUCUCGUGGAUUGCCUCUUUGUGUGAUCGCUUCGUUGCCUACAUAAGCAACUGUUCUACAGAUGCCUUUGGGAACAUGAAGGCUACAUUGUUUGAGAUGGAGCCUGUCGAGCGCACGUUGAACUUCUGGCUUGAAUUCCUUAAGAAGGACGAAGUAAACAUGAAGAAAUGUGGCACGGAGUUGCAAAGAUCUAUUGCUCUGAUAUCCCACCUUGCCGAAACUUAUCUUCCAAGCUCUUUGGAGGUCUUCUCUGGCGAACUUUGCAUGCGCUCGUCGUUGACACAGUCCUACAUUGAUCACGCCGCCUCCUCUGUAGGGCGACUCAGAGCGCUGUUAUUAUCUAAAAUCUCAGCCCCAGAAGGCGACGAGGAGAUCAAUUUCCUCUCGAACAAGAUGGAAGGAUUCGUCAGCCAUGCGCGCGGGUUGAAAGUUGCCAUGGGCAAAGUCAAUCGGUCCCUCGAGGACCUUCGGUCCAGAUCACUUUCUCUCUCUCAAGAUGUCUCCGGACCGUUCAAGAAAACCGAGGAGGCUGCUAAAGAGCUUGCCGAAUUGACCCGGCAUCUCGGAGAGAAUAUCGUACAUCUGUUGAGCGACGAAAGUCGAACGGAGCCGCUUUCCCUGGAAGAGGCUUCCAGGAAUAUGUCUCAGAUUUCGACCCUUUACGCCGGACCCUCGGAAUCCGGAAGCGAAAGCAGUGAUACCAUGUCGUUCAUCUUCAACAGGCUACGCAGCCUUGGGGGUAAUCUGGAGGAACUUGAAUCUAUUUCGUCCGAUCUCUCCAUCACAUCAGAGUUCGAGAAACACCCCAAUCCCUGGAUCGCGCGGGCCGCAGAGCUCAAGUCGAGCAAGACCUCCUCCCCCGACGCGGACGAAGAGAUCCGCCGCCUGAAGAACGAGAUCAACGAAGCGUCCACGGCUCUCGGCGUGAAAGACAAGACAAUCGAAGAACAAACCAUCAAGGUGGAAACGGUCGAGGCUCGGAUGCGCGAUGCCACCAAGAAAGCCUCCAUGGUGAAAGAACUCGAAGCCAAGAUCGAGGAAAUGCGAACCAAAGAGACCGAGCUCGAGGCCCUUGUGGAACAGCAACGCAAGGAGCUUCAAGACAUGGAAGCCGAGCGCGAAGAGAUCAAGGCCCGCCUGGAUCGAGUGAAACGGGCCUCUGGCACGACCGGCGUUGCCACCACGGACGGGAUCGUCGUCGACGCUGGUGCCUCGCUAGCCACGAUGCGGGAGAACGAGGCUCUCCGCGCCGAAGUUGAGAGCCUACAAGCCGCCGUCCGCUAUCUCCGCGAAGAAAACCGGCGCGCCAACAUCCUCGACCCCUACUCCAUUCAACGCUCCGCUGAGCUCCACUCCUGGCUCGACGUCCCUCUCACACAGCCCUCGUCCUCAUCAUCAACCCUCCCCAACCCCCAGGAAAAAACCCACCAAACCGCCUCCGAAAGCCGCGAUGUCUUCACCCACCUCCUCAAACUCACCACGGAAUCCAACAUCUGCGAUCUCAAAUCCACCCUCCCAUCCACCGACCCGGUCACCCGGACGGGCUGGCGCCCCUCCAAAACCAAACUCCGGUACCAAGUCCUGCAACAACGCGAGAACCUCUCGCGCUGGACCGAAUGGAAAGACGACGUCGUCUCCCAGGAGCGCGAACAGGACCGUCUGGCCGCUUCGCGCAAAGAGCGCCUUGCGCUUGGUCGUGGAGGCGGGCGUGGUCAUGCGCCGCGCAACUCGGUGUUUGGUGGCUUUCCGCAGGGAACAGGCCAUGGAAUGAUGGGUCGUGCGUGGGAGAUCCUGGGCAUGCAGCAGGAUCGGAAGACGGGCGAUGGGGGAAGGUCUGUGGAGCCGGUAAUCGCGGACUCGUUUUAGAAUAAUGGUGUAUAUUUUGGAUCGAUUCAAGGACAUUUAGUUGUGGAAUAUCCCAGACAGAUGGUACAUACAUUAAUACAUACCAGACCAGAUUGGC
Molecule: messenger RNA, 4298 nt
Organism: Aspergillus steynii IBT 23096
Lineage: Eukaryota; Fungi; Ascomycota; Eurotiomycetes; Eurotiales; Aspergillaceae
Product: putative dynactin
Exons: 2
Coding region: 89-4201 (1370 amino acids)
Biological process (GO): cytoplasmic microtubule organization
Cellular component (GO): microtubule plus-end; cytoplasm; nucleus
Molecular function (GO): microtubule plus-end binding
Source: RefSeq, a predicted model, not a curated record